UCAACGAGAUUGUGAAGGUGCAGGCGACGUGGGGCGCGUGGGCGGGCAACAGCAACGGCACCACUGCGUGCUCUGCGUGGCCGGGCGUGACAUGCAGUCCUAACGGACUGGUCAUCGCAUUGGAUUCAAAGGCCGUGGCGGUGGAGGGCAGCGCCACCAUACCUGCCUCCAUCACCAACCUCGCCGCUCUGCAGUACCUGGAUCUGACAAACGAGCAGCUGGUGGGGCCCAUCCCAUCCCUCGCAAGUCUCUCCAAGCUCACUCUCCUAGCCAUUGGAGCAGAUGGCAGCCAGCUGACCGGCACCUACGAGGGACUGGUGUGGCUCUCCUCCCUCUCCAACCUGCAAUCGCUGAAUCUUUUUGGCUUGGCGGAGUUCACAGGGAGCUUGUCCUCUCUGCACGUUGUCUCUCACCUCGAGAAUCUUCAAAGCCUGACACUCAAAUCGCUCACCAAUGCCACGGGGGAGAUACCCAGGGAGAUCCGAUACCUCACGGCCCUCACUGCACUUGAUUUGUCAUAUCUUCGGGCCUUGGAGUUCCCUGCUUGGGUGACUCACCUCUCCAUUCUUCAAUAUCUCAACGUGAACGCGGACGAGCCGCGGCGGCAGGGGUUGUUGUCGGAUGACAUCUCACACCUCACAGCGCUCACCAGCCUAUCCCUCUCUGGCAACAACCUGGACGGAUACGUGCCUAAGAGCUUCUCCUCUCUCCUCAACCUGCAAUACCUGGCUUUGAGUUUCAACCAUCUCCAAGGCACCAUUCCUGCCACCCUAUCUGCCCUAACAGCCCUCACUGCAAUAGACCUCUCAUGGAAUUAUCUGUCAGGUUCCAUCCCCCGUGUCUUCACCACCAACAUUCAAAGCAUAGCACUUGGCUACAACGCCUUUAGUGGCCCCAUCCCGCCUCACCUUGCACUACCCCAACUCUCUGCCCUGCAGCUGUCCAGCAAUGAGUUCACAGGCGACAUUCCCAGCACCUUCACCCGCCUCACCGCCAUGAAUAAGCUGGACGCGUUCAACAACAGUCUGAGCGGGGGCUUGGACGUGGUGGCGCAGAUGACAUGGCUCACUGACAUAAGCCUCCACACAAACAACUUCUCCGGAGUGCUACCAGCAGCCCUCUCUGCCAUCAAUGGGCUCACCGCCAUAACCAUCGCCAACAACCACUUCACGGGCGAAUUUCCGCAGCCUCUUCUGCAGACCCACCACCUUGCUGUACUCAAUCUCAAUGACAACAACUUCCAUGGGUCAAUCCCGUCUGGCCUCUUCCACCUCCCCAUGCUUUACUCACUGCAAGUGGCAAACAACUCUCUUUCCGGGAACCUUCCAGUGACGCUUAAAGCCUCCUCUACACUUGCCACGCUUAGCUUUGCAGGAAACGGCUUCACGGGCUCCUUGCCAGACUUCUCACUGUGGAAGGGCAGCUUUGAAAGGCUGGAGCUGAGCCACAACAACUUCACAGGGCCCAUUCCUGACUCCAUCUCCACGCUCUCCACUCUGCAGGCCAUCAUCCUCGACAGCAACCAACUGAUCGGGACCAUUCCAGCUGCCAUCUUCAACAUGACGAACCUACAAUCUCUCUACCUGGCCAACAACCGUCUGAGCGGCAGUCUGCCGUCUGCCAUCAGUCGCUUGGAGAAGCUCCAACAGAUCUGGCUGGACAACAACAGCAUCGAGGGCCCUCUGCCAUCCGCCAUCUGCUCGCUGCCCUGGCUGUGGCGCAUCAUGGUGAGCAACAACCAUCUCUACGGGCCUCUGCCAGACUGCCUCUUCGACAAGUGCAUCAACCAAAUCGACGUGAGCAACAACAGCCUGUACGGGCGCAUCAACCACGACUUCAACAGCAUGGUGGCGGACGGGGAGGCCCUCAUCAACCUCGCACACAACUUCUUCUACGGAGAUGCAGUGCUCUUUGCCGUGGGCUGCCGGGUGUGCCCCGAGGAGAUCACCCAGCGCAACCAGCUGCAGCUGGGCGACAGCAGCGUGAGGCUGGCAGGGAAGUGCAGCGACACUGCCUUCUCUGGCCAGCGCGACUACUCGGUGGUGGGGGCAGGCAAGGGCGCCCGCGGGAGUCUCGCAGGCAACUGUCUGACCCUCAAACGGGACGUCAAGUGCCCGUCCAACGCCACCCAGCGCAGCACGGCAGCCUGCCAGGCGUUCUGCAGCAUCACUGACAACGGCCCGUGUGAUGGCCAUGGGGCGUGUGUGCCGCCUGCGCCGGACGCCCAGGCCAACUUCACAUGCAUGUGCGACGCCGGGUACUCCUCCGUGGACCUGGGCAACGGCUCCACCUGCGCCAUCCUCAGCUCCACCACCACUGCUGGUGUCAUUGUAGGUAUCACUGUGGGGUGCUUUGCCGGAUUCACUCUGCUCACUGCUGUGCUUGCCUGGCUACUGUGGCCCCGUCGACAAAGGAAGUGGGAGGGGCUGGACCUGUGCGAGCAGUUCUCACUGCAGCAGCUCGUGAAGGCCACGGACAACUGGGCGCCUGAGAACUUGCUGGGGCAAGGCGGGUUUGGCACUGUGUACAAGGGGUGCUCGCCGCAGGGGCAGCUGUGGGCAGUGAAGCGCUCCACUGUCAUGACCAACGAGUUUGAGACGGAGGUGCGAGCCAUGGCAUCGCUGCACCAUGUGAAUCUGGUGCGCCUGCUGGGCUUCUGCCAGGACCAGAACGUGGAGACGGGCAAGCAGGAGCAGAUCCUCGUGUACGAGUUCGUGGGCAACCGAGACCUGCACCACCACCUCUACAAGACUAAGAAUCCUCUCUCGCUGCGCCAAAGGUUGCGCCUGGCGCAAGGAGCAGCGGAGGGCCUGGUGUACCUGCAUGGGUUUGCGACGCCCAUCAUCCACCGCGACAUCAAGCCUGCCAACAUCCUCGUUACAGCUGACAUGCAUGCCAAGGUCGCAGAUUUUGGGCUGCUGAAGCAGCUCACUCAUGGCGAUGCUCAUGCCACCAGAGUGGCGGGCACGCCCGGCUAUGUGGAUCCUGACUACAACCGCACCGGCGUCAUCACAACCAAGAGCGAUGUCUUCAGCUUAGGCGUUGUGCUCCUGGAGUUGCUGACUGGAAAGACACCCUCUUACCAUGGAUACUCUAUUAAGAUCUGGGUAUGCCCAUGCUACAUUCAAUCGUGGCACUGCCCCUUGCACCGCCUUUCCUCCUACCAUGCUAUGUGA
This is a messenger RNA of Closterium sp. Naga37s-1, 3176 nucleotides long. Lineage: Eukaryota; Viridiplantae; Streptophyta; Zygnematophyceae; Desmidiales; Closteriaceae. The record is from the annotation of a GenBank genome assembly.